AUGGUCAUAGUUGGAGAGCAUUGUUCAACCCACGCCGAAGCGGUAGAUGAAAAUAGAACUGGAGGGAUUCAGAUAGCUUCGCGUGCGCAGAAUUUGGACUCGCGUUUGCAUCUAGACGCGGGUUCGGAUUCAGUCUCAGAUGAUGGGGAUGGGUACGAUGAGGAUGAGGAAGACGCUUUGAUAUCGAAUGGGGCUGAGCAAGAAGUGAUGCAGACGGAAAUGAAUGUGGAAAUGGAAAUGGAAAUGGAAGUGGAAAUGAACUUGAAUAAAACACAAGCUUGGGCUCUUUAUCUGAGUCAUUUUUUAUCCACCUGGAAUGGAAGGAGUUAUGAAUUCGCGGCUAUUAUCUUCACGGCAAGUGCAUGGCCUGAUACAUUGGUUGCUGCUUCUAUUCGUGGUAUUGUGAGGACUUUAGCAUCUAUUUGUUUCUCUUCCACUGUAGGGAGAUGGGUUGAUCAAAGUCCAGACCGACUGAAGACUCUUUUGACGACGAUUACGAUUAAUAGAAUCGCGGUGAUUUGCGCUUCUAUAUUAUGGUUUUUCGUGGUUGAAUCGGAGAAUAAUCCUGAAAAUGGUGUACCUUUACUCCAAUCUAGGAAAGAUGAUGUUACACUCAGAGAUACCAUGAAAAUUGUCAUGUUCUUGCCAAUUCUUGGAUUUGGUAUUUUGGAAGCAUUGAGCGCGAAUGGGAAUAUGCUAUCAAUGGAAAGAGAUUGGGUGGUUGUUGCUGCGGCACCGGCAGGGAAUCAAUAUGAUCUCACGCAUUUGAAUUCUUCGAUGAGAAGAAUCGAUUUGAGUUGUAAACUCCUCGCGCCGAUAUUAAUCUCAUUCCUCAUUUCGAGACUGGGAAUAAAAAUUGGGGUGAUUGUUGUAGGUGGGAUGAGUGCUGCGAGUUGGGGAUUGGAAAUGUGGUCUGCGAGGAGAGUAUGGAGGUCUAACGCUCGAUUACAAAGACGGAAAGAGGUGAGAAAUGAUGAAGUGGUAUCGGAUGUCGAGGUGCGAAGUGUGAGGGAGAAAUUCAUGCGAGGGCUUCGUUUGCACAAGGAAGACUUUAGGAAUUAUUUUUCGUCCAAAGUUUGGAUUCCUUCAAUGUCGCUCUCUUUACUUCAUUUCUCUGCACUCUCGUAUGGUGCCACGUUUAUCACUUUCUUAUUGAAUGCGGGAUUUUCGUUGGAUCUUAUUACGCUCGCUCGAGCAGCGGGAAGUGUGGUGGAAAUUAGUAGCACGGUUGUAACACCCUUUGGAGUUCGACAUCUUUCAAAGGCUCAUGGUCAUGGUCCAUAUGAUCGUUUACACGGAUCCAAUGAUUCGGACGAAGUUUUGUUACAGGGAGAAGGCGAAAUCGAUGAAUCGGGAAGAAUCACUACUGGAUUGGAACGAUUAGGUCUUUGGGGUCUUUCAUGGCAAUUUAUAAAUCUCGUAUAUCCCGGUAACUCUCAUCCUUUGGAUCCUCUCCACUUCCACCUCUAUCCCCAGCACUCCUCUCCUCUCCCGCAUCAUCCCCCCCUCUCCCCCAGUUCUCCCCUUCUCGCUCUCUUCCUCUUCGCUACCCUCUCUCUCUCCCGUCUCGGUCUCUGGAUCUUCGAUCUCACCACUCAACAACUAAGCCAAACCCUCAUCGCACCUACUCAGCGCUCCUCCUUUGCCGGCUGCGAAUACUCCCUCGUAGCACUAUUUGAAUUGGGGAAUUAUGUAAUGGCGAUUAUUUGGUCUAGACCAGAUCAAUUUGGGUGGGUAGCCCUGUUAUGA
Messenger RNA from Botrytis fragariae, 1749 nucleotides. Its product is annotated as putative iron-regulated transporter protein. Bases 1 to 1749 code for a protein of 582 amino acids. The record is from RefSeq and is a predicted model, not a curated record. The transcript has 5 exons. Gene Ontology annotation, molecular function: iron ion transmembrane transporter activity. Gene Ontology annotation, cellular component: membrane. Gene Ontology annotation, biological process: iron ion transmembrane transport. Lineage: Eukaryota; Fungi; Ascomycota; Leotiomycetes; Helotiales; Sclerotiniaceae.